AAACAUUUCAUUCACAAACAUUUGAUAGUGUAACGCGCGAAGGCGACGUCUUAGUAUGUUAGUUAGGUAAAAGUAACAAAAUCGAAAACACUGAAAUAUUUAGAGAAGAAACUAAGUCAAUAGUGAAAAGAAAAACAUCUUAAACAAUUGUAUCUUCUUUCCGGUUUUCAAAGGAUUAAUCUUUUCGGGAGCUUUUCAUUUAUUACAUUGAAGAAAAGCUGAAAAGCAGCUUCUGCUUUUGGGAGUUGACCGAAAACAAACACAACAAGCGUGUGUUACGGUCAGACGGCACAGUUGAUUCAAAAUGGUUGACAGACUUGAUAUCCCAAAUAUAUACCGAAGUGUUAACAGUGACUCCAAUCACAAGCGAAUUGCAUACGUAGAGCAAUGUUUUGGUGCAUCAGGGGAAAAACUCACACGCCCUGGUCGGGUUCUCGUAGGAGAAGGUGUUUUAACGAAAAUGUGUCGUAAAAAACCAAAACCACGGCAGUUUUUCCUCUUUAACGAUAUACUUGUAUAUGGUAACAUAAUAAUCAGCAAGAAGAGGUACAAUAAACAGCACAUAAUUCCAUUGGACGAUGUCAAAUUAGAAGAUAUUGAAGAUGACAAAAAUUUAAGAAAUGGCUGGAAAAUACUAAGUCCGAUGAAGUCAUUUGUUGUCUAUGCUGCCACUUCAAGUGAAAAAUCAGAGUGGAUGGCCCAUAUCCGCAAAUGUGUUUCAUAUUUAAUCAAGAAAAGAGGAAUUGAGCAAAAACCAGAUCUGAACUGUCCAGUUUGGGUGCCAGAUUCAGAUGCAUCUGAAUGUAUGCUUUGUAAAAAAUCAGUUUUCUCUGUUAUUAACAGACGGCAUCACUGUCGGAAAUGUGGCAUUGUAGUAUGUAACCCAUGCUCCAGCAGUAAGCUUCUUCUCCCACAGCAAUCAUCAAAACCUCAGAGGGUGUGCAACAAUUGUUACCGAGCAUGUGCAAAUAAUAGUUCAGCUGCUACUACACCUACUGACAUUUAUUGCCCAACAAAUGAUGACGGAGAUUCAUCUGCUGACGACUCAUCAGAUGAUGACAAUGAUGAUGAAGAUGAGAAAAACACUUUCUUGGACAGUGCUAUCAAUGCAAAUUACCAUGAUCAACAGGUACAGUUUUAUGAACAGGAAGCAAUGUAAAUGGCACCAGCAUAUUCAUUGACUGAUAUGCAACAAUAACAAUAAAGUGUAACAGUUUGCUAUUUUAUAAACCAGAACCCAACAACCGAAUUUGUACAUUUUACUUAUGUGACAUCAACUUUAUCAAUCAAUUGGAAAGGGAGAUUCUUUAAGAAAAAAAAACUUUUUAAAAAUGGAAUAAAAAUGAAAAAAACAAACAAAAAUGGUAACAGCAGAGAUGAUCUUUAUAUUGUUAUUCUUAAAGCCCCUGUCUACACUGUCAAACAUUUCUUUGUAUACUCUUCACAAAUGAGCCAAUGAGGAAACCACCAUUACACAGUCACUAGCUCUGCUAGAAAUAGCAGCUAAACUCCUUCCUCAAAUCAUACCCUAGUUUUUCAAAAAGGAAGACAUUGGAUAAUAUAGUCCUAGAUAGACUGUAUCUGAAGAAAGACUGAAUGGUCAAGACCAGAAUCAUAGGUCUGCAUGAUGAAAGCUGACCUGGGGCUAAGUAACAACUUUUCACUAUUCUUCAGCACUAAUACACAGGAUCUAUUAAAAUCUAUUCUAUCUUCCCCAUCACUUGUAAACAUCUGCUCUAUUUGAAUUAAUGCUUUCAGUUAACAUAAAAAAAUUUGAAACAUAACUUUAUUCAUUGAAAAAGAUGUUUUGUUUUUUUUAAAAGAAUAAAUCUUGAAAUUUAAA
Octopus bimaculoides (California two-spot octopus) is the source of this 1843-nucleotide messenger RNA. RefSeq names its product pleckstrin homology domain-containing family F member 2. Gene Ontology annotation, cellular component: early endosome. The record is from RefSeq and is a predicted model, not a curated record. Gene Ontology annotation, biological process: endosome to lysosome transport; endosome organization. Gene Ontology annotation, molecular function: metal ion binding; phosphatidylinositol binding. NCBI's taxonomy places the organism in Eukaryota, Metazoa, Mollusca, Cephalopoda, Octopoda, Octopodidae.